Delphinapterus leucas (beluga whale) is the source of this 3768-nucleotide messenger RNA. The record is from RefSeq and is a predicted model, not a curated record. Lineage: Eukaryota; Metazoa; Chordata; Mammalia; Artiodactyla; Monodontidae.
GCGCGGGGCUGCGGGAGCGCGGCGACCCGAGGGCCGAGCGGACCCGGGGACGCGAGGACCCGCGCGGGCCGGCAUCACUGCGUCGCCCCGCGCGUCUCUGGGCUCAGAGGUACACAAAGAUGAAGACAGCAACCAACAUCUACAUAUUUAACCUGGCUUUGGCAGAUGCUUUGGUUACCACGACCAUGCCCUUCCAGAGCACGGUCUAUCUGAUGAACUCCUGGCCCUUCGGGGAUGUGCUGUGCAAGAUCGUCAUCUCCAUCGACUACUACAACAUGUUCACCAGCAUCUUCACCUUGACCAUGAUGAGCGUGGACCGAUACAUUGCUGUGUGCCACCCGGUCAAGGCUCUCGACUUCCGCACGCCCCUGAAGGCAAAGGUCAUCAACAUCUGUAUUUGGAUCCUGUCUUCAUCUGUUGGCAUCUCGGCCAUAGUCCUUGGAGGAACCAGAGUCAGGGAAGACAUGGACGUCGUCGAGUGCUCCUUGCAGUUCCCGGAUGACGACUACUCCUGGUGGGACCUCGUCAUGAAGAUCUGUGUCUUCGUCUUUGCCUUCGUGAUCCCCGUCUUCAUCAUCACGGUCUGCUACACCCUCAUGAUCCUGCGCUUAAAAAGCGUCCGGCUCCUUUCCGGCUCCCGAGAGAAAGACCGCAACCUCCGUCGCAUCACCAGGCUUGUCCUGGUGGUGGUGGCGGUCUUCGUCAUCUGCUGGACCCCCAUCCACAUCUUCAUCCUCGUGGAGGCUCUGGGCAGCAGCUCCUACAGCACGGCUGCGCUCUCCAGCUAUUACUUCUGUAUCGCCUUAGGCUACACCAACAGCAGCCUGAACCCCAUUCUCUAUGCGUUUCUCGAUGAAAACUUCAAGCGGUGUUUCAGGGACUUCUGCUUUCCAAUUAAGAUGAGGAUGGAGCGCCAGGGCACUGACAGAGUCAGAAACACCGUUCAGGAUCCUGCCCACCUGAGGGAUGCUGAUGGGAUAAAUAAACCAGUAUGACUAGUCAUGGAGAUGUCGUCCUGUAGUUCUCCGGGUAGAGAGGAGUUCAACGAUCUAGGUUUAACUCAGAUUACUACUGCAGUCUGAGCUGGAAGGGCAGCAGUUUUAACAAACUUUCAGAAAUCUCAUGGUCCGAGGUGGUGAGAUGCAGGCUGCAUUAGCGACCCAGGUCAGUGGAGACAUCAAGGCUGUGUGGACAGAGCGCAAGAGGUCUGAGCAAGGAGAUGCAGCCCCUGUCUAGGGAGGGGAAGCGAGGCCGACUCCCAGUUCCUUUGAGGGACCAAGAAACGAGCCUUUUCCUUCCGGUUGCCUAGAUCUCGUUCAGGACCCAUCUGCUGUGACCUUCCUAUGCAACGUGGAGUCCAAAGCUCUGUUUAGGAAAAAAGAAAAGAAAAGGAAAGUGGUUUCAGAGCUUAGUGGGCAUCCAAUCCGGAUGCUUAACACUGACAGCAGCAACCUCAUUAAGAAGGAAAACCGUGUCCAGGGCCCGUGCCCAGCUCGCUUACCGCCGUGUGGACACGCAUCUCCUGUGGCUGCAGGGUGAGGAGUUCCGCUUAAGACACCCACACCUGGGGCGUCUGCUGUUCACAUGUAGUAGGAAACUGUCCUGAUGUUUACAAAGUCAUUUAAACGUGCAAAAGGUGGUUAUCGUUUAACCUCUUGAAAAGCUAUGGUUUCUUUGUUUUUAGCGUGCUAUUCAGAUAAAUAACCUCAUGAUAAAGCAUGUCCUGGUGUCAAGAGACACAAAGUGGUUUAAAUACCACCAACUAUACAUAGAGUUUCAUCUGUAAAUAGCAGUGUACGUACAAAUAAGGAAUGGGCUUGCCUCCCCGCCAGGUGGUUUCCCGAGGGCACGCUGAUGAGAUCCCAAGUCGUUCAGGGUUGAUGCCGAGGUAUUUUCCUGCUGCAUAAGCUUCUGUCUGAGGAUCAGUCAUGGCGCCACGACUCCCUGAGCGCCCGUUAGCCCUGUAAUGGGUGUUCUGAGCCCAGAACUCAUGUGUUAAUGAAUCAGGAAAUGCUUAACUCGCUCCCAGGUUGUAGCCUUGGCAGAAUCUAGCUCAUAAGCAGCAUCUCUUUAUGAAUGUAUCGCUGGUACCAGCUUCUCUCUAUUCAUGGAAGGAGGGCGUCUUGCUCAUGUGAAUCUUGAGGUACUAUUUUGUGGCUUUCAGCGAGAAGUAAAAUUGAUCCUAAUUGUGGGCUGAAUGAGGACAUCAUGUCGCUCGUGGUGCUUGGACAUACCUGGCACCACGCUGCGUGAGGAGCACACCUGCUGAGGACAAUGCCAACGGGCAGCACAUUUAGGGUGAUUUUGCUAAAACUUCCAGAUGACAUAUACAUUCCUCUUUCUUUCCCCUGGAACGUAUGGUUUCAAGGUAAUGGCUUUUUCUGCAACUUGCCUGGGCAGAAGAAAGGGCUAAUUUAGAAAUAACACCCAUCUCUUCUUUAAGCCUGUAUGUUAUUAGGGCAGCAUCCUGUGGGAUUUACAGGAAAAUCAAAUGUAUAGACUAUAUAACUCCCGACAUCACUACAUCGAAAAGUUCUGUUCACUGAGUACUUUCUCUCCUGUGUGUGUACUCUCUCCUUUUGGAAACAUACCCUGCAUGGAAGAGUUUGUACGUGGUUUCAGAAUUUUACUGUGGUGUUGUUUGUCUACUUUGCAGAUUUUCAUGGCACCUAGCACAGCUGAGUGAAGGCAGUGGGGCAAGGUUUUCCCUGAUGAAAAUGAAGUGUUCUUUUGAGCAUUUCCUACAUUUCAUUGAUUUUCUUAGGUGUCCUUGUAUUCUUAUAGCUAAAAGUACGUAGGAAUGGCUUAAAUACUGGUUGACAUUCAUCCCAUGGUUAAAAAUUUUGGCCAUCAUAUGAGAGGGAUAUUUAAAUGGAGGGUUCCAGGAACAAACCCUGCUGUGGGAAAUACGACAAUCUCUUUAAAUUCACACUCCACAUACCCUCAUAGCAUCUUGCCACUAUUGCAGCCUAAAGGUUAGCCUGAGCAUCCUGCAUCUCUUCGUGUCUAAGUUUGCAGCCCCAGGAGAGAGAGAAACAGCUCUCAGUGCCCGUGAGGUCAUGGUGUUCCAAGCUUCUCCAUUGUUGGAAGCACCAGAGUCCCCAGACCAGAAGAGGAGAGGACGGCUAUGUCAUUUUAGGGCAGUACUUUAAAGGAUGUUGAAGUGAAUCAUGUAUGUUAGGAAAAAUAUCUCUUACACCAAUAUAUUUCUUUGUCAAAGGUGUGUAUGCGUGUGUGUGAGAGUUGAGUGUAUGUGUGCGUGCUUUGUGUGUGUGUGUGUGAAUGUGUGGAUACUGUGUGCAUACACAGUGUGUGAGAGUGUGUGUCUGUGUCCCAUCUCGUCAUGUUCCUGUUCUCCAAUCACGGCAAGGAGUGUACUGUCCACUGUGUCUCUUUGGGACCAGAACUGCGUGUAUCUAACCUUGAAUUCAGCUUCCUCCAUGAGCCCCUUCUCCCCUCCCUGGCAAGAACUGGAAGACAGGACCUAGUGAGGGGGUCAGAAAAAUGCAGAGAAAUAAAACUGUGCAGGAGGCGGCAAUGAGGAUGAAAAACCAUAAUUCCGACUGGAAGAAGAGUAGAAGUUAGUGUCUUGUGUUACUCUAUGAAUCUGGAUGCAUCCCCUAUGCAGAGUUUAAGUCAAAACUCCAGGCUUAAUACUAAAAAGGAAGCAUAGUUUGGAAAGACAGUUUUGAAAAAAAUCAAGGAAAAUUCACAGAAGUCUUAAGAAAACGGUUUCAUUCUAUGAUGCAUUACUGAGAAAUAAAGUUC